AUGUCUAGAGAUUCAAUCCCGAACCUGUUAUCCCUUCGUGGUGCAAGGGGUGGCCGGGGCGGUCGCGGUCGCGGAAGAGGUCCCGGUGGUCCCUCCUCGGGCCCGACCCAUGAUCAGACGAUUCAAGGGACCGACGACGACGCCGCCGGCUCGCGCCUGAGUGCCGUGAACGUAGGAUACCUCGCCGACCCCUACGCCCAGUUCUUUGUGGACAACUUGGCCGGGCCCCCUCCAAGAAGGCUACCCAUCAUCAAUCGAGGCACUUACACGAGAACCGUUGCUCUCGACAACCUCAUUGACAGCUUUUUGGACGAAUCCGACGGCACACAGUCGGGUUCGAAACAGAGGCAAAUCAUCUCGCUGGGCGCCGGCACCGACACUCGCCCGUUCCGUCUCUUUCCCAGGGCCAACCGACCUGAGCUUGUCUACCACGAGAUCGACUUCGCGGUCACGGUGCGGAAAAAGGCACGCAUAGUGCAGUCAGCCCCCCCAUUGCGCCAAAUUCUUGGUGUACCUUCCGUAGAGGAAGAUGGCUCGUGGAGUUCCCAACCAUCCUCGGCAGACAAGUACUACUGUCACUCACGCGACCUCCGCGAGCUUGUGCAAGGAGGCUCACAGCCCCUCGCAGGCCUCAGAACGGACUUCCCGACAUUGUUGAUAUCGGAAUGCUGCCUCUGCUACCUCGAGACAUCCACAGCCAAAGACAUCGUGGCGUGGUUCGAGCAGAAGAUCCCCAACCUGGCCAUCAUCAUCUAUGAGCCAGUCAGGCCCGACGAUCCAUUUGGCAAAAUGAUGACGUCCAAUCUUGCGGCGAGGAGGAUACGCAUGCCGACCCUGGAAAGCUACAAGCUUCCGCAACACCAAACACAGCGCCUGCGCGAUGCCGGUUUCGAACACGCCAACACUCUGACGGUUGAGCGCAUUUGGGAAAAGUGGGUAUCAGCCGAAGAAAAGGAGCGCGUUGACCGACUGGAGGGUCUUGAUGAGGUUGAAGAAUGGAAGCUCCUUGCUGACCAUUACGUUGUGGCAUGGGGAUGGAGAGGCGUUGGGUUUGCAUUGGACGACUCAAACGGGGCGUAG
Molecule: messenger RNA, 1080 nt
Organism: Colletotrichum graminicola M1.001
Lineage: Eukaryota; Fungi; Ascomycota; Sordariomycetes; Glomerellales; Glomerellaceae
Product: leucine carboxyl methyltransferase
Exons: 2
Coding region: 1-1080 (359 amino acids)
Biological process (GO): C-terminal protein methylation
Molecular function (GO): protein C-terminal leucine carboxyl O-methyltransferase activity
Source: RefSeq, a predicted model, not a curated record